AUGCUCUACUUUGCAUGCAGAAGAAAAGUACCCAUUUAUUUGAUAGACUUUAGCUGCUACUGUCCACCAAGUUCUUAUAGGCUACCUAUGGCCAUGUUUGAAGAGAAUAACCUUUUUGAUAAUAUGGAUCCAGAAGCUGUUGAUUUCCAAUGCAAGAUCAUAGCAAAAUCUGGAUUCAGUGAGGAAACAUCCAUUCCUCCAUCUCUUGCUCAGAUACCCAAAAUAAAAGCUCUUGCCUUUGGCCUUGAGGAAGCUGAAACAAUAAUGUUUUCAGCAAUUACAGACUUAUUUCAGAAAAACAACAUCAACCCAAAAGCCAUUGACAUACUCAUCACUAACAGUUGUGUGUUCUGUCCUACCCCAUCUCUAAGUGCCAUGAUAGUUAACAAGUUCAGAAUGAGGAGCAACAUCAUGAGCUUCCACCUAUCAGGUAUGGGAUGUAGUGCUGGAAUUAUAGCAGUGAGUUUGGCUAAAGACUUGUUGAGAGUUCAUGGGAACUCAUUGGCUUUAAUAGUAAGCACAGAAACCUUGAGUCUAAAUUGGUACACUGGUAAAGUUCCAUCCAUGUUGUUAACUAAUUGUCUAUUCAGAAUGGGUGGAGCUGCUAUAUUGAUGUCUAGCAGGGUCCAAGAUAAGCAUAAGGCAAAGUAUAAGCUACAGCAUGUUGUUAGAACAAUCAAUGCACAGGAUGAUCAAUCUCAUGGUUGUGUCUACCAGGAAGUGGAUCCAGAGAACAAAGAAGGUGUAUCAAUAUCAAAGAACAUAGUCAAUGUGGCUGGAGAUACACUAAAGAAAAAUAUAGCUUCACUAGGACCACUGGUUUUGCCAUUGAGGGAGCAAUUCCUAUAUGUGUUUUCCAUUGUUUGUCGCAAACUAUGGACUACAAGAAGAACAAGCAUCUAUACUCCAAAUUUCAAUCUUGCUUUUGAGCAUUUCUGCAUACAUUCCGGUGGAAGAGCAGUUAUACAAACAAUUGAAAAAAACUUGAGGUUAAGGAAACAGGACGUGGAACCAUCAAACAUGACUCUUUACAGGUUUGGAAAUACUUCAUCAUCUUCAAUUUGGUAUGAGCUGUGCUAUAUAGAAGCAAAAGGGAGGAUGAAAUGUGGUGAUAGGGUGUGGCAAAUUGCCUGUGGAAGUGGAUUCAAGUGUAACAGUGCAGUGUGGAAAUGUGUAUGCGACGUGAAGCCAGACACUUCAAGUGCAUGGAGGGAAACAAUUCACUCAUACCCUGUGGAUAUUGUGAGAAUAAACUAA
Molecule: messenger RNA, 1257 nt
Organism: Gastrolobium bilobum
Lineage: Eukaryota; Viridiplantae; Streptophyta; Magnoliopsida; Fabales; Fabaceae
Product: probable 3-ketoacyl-CoA synthase 21
Exons: 1
Coding region: 1-1257 (418 amino acids)
Biological process (GO): fatty acid biosynthetic process
Cellular component (GO): membrane
Molecular function (GO): acyltransferase activity, transferring groups other than amino-acyl groups
Source: RefSeq, a predicted model, not a curated record